AUGAUUUCAAUUCAAGGCAAGCCAUUUAACAUCACAGUUAUCCAAGUUUAUGCUCCAGCCAUAGAUUCUGAAAUUGUCCAGUUCUAUGAAGAUAUUCAACACAUGAUGGAUAAGACACCAAGAAAAGAUGUUACUAUCCUCAUAGGAGACUGGAAUGCUAAAGUAGGGAACCAAAAGACACCUGGAAUAACUGGCAAGUUUGGCCUUGGAGUUAAAAAUGAAGCAGGUCAGAGAUUAGCAGAAUUCUGUCAAGAUAAUUCUCUGGUCAUAGCAAAGACCUUCUUCCAACAGCCUCCAAGACGACUCUACACAUGGACAUCACCAGAUGGACAAUAUAGAAAUCAGAUUGAUUAUAUACUUUGCAGCCAAAGAUGGAGGAACUCUAUACAGUCAGCAAAAACAAGACCUGGAGCUGACUGUGGCUCAGACCAUGAGCUUCUCAUUGCAAAGUUCAGAAUUAAAUUGAAGAAAAGAAGGAAAACUAUCAGUCCAAUCAGAUACGACAUAAAUAAUAUCCCUUGUGAAUAUGCAGUGGAAGUAAAGAAUAGUUUUGAGGGACUAGACAUGGACGAUAGAAUGCCUGAAGAACUUUGGACCAAAGUUUGCAAUAUUAUCCAGGAAACCGCAAGAAAAAAUAUCCACAAAAGAAAGAAAUCUAAGAAGGCAAACUGGCUAUCUGAUGAGGCUGUAAAAAUAGCCCAGGAAAGAAGGAAAGCGAAAGGUAGUGCAGAUCGGAAAAAAACUGUCCAAUUGAAUGCAGAAUUCCAAAGGAUAGCAAGGAGACAUUUUACGAUGAGCAAUGUAAAGAGAUAG
Molecule: messenger RNA, 813 nt
Organism: Pelobates cultripes (western spadefoot toad)
Lineage: Eukaryota; Metazoa; Chordata; Amphibia; Anura; Pelobatidae
Source: the annotation of a GenBank genome assembly